Rhodofomes roseus is the source of this 378-nucleotide messenger RNA. RefSeq lists its product as uncharacterized. Gene Ontology annotation, biological process: maturation of LSU-rRNA from tricistronic rRNA transcript (SSU-rRNA, 5.8S rRNA, LSU-rRNA); translation. Lineage: Eukaryota; Fungi; Basidiomycota; Agaricomycetes; Polyporales; Fomitopsidaceae. Gene Ontology annotation, molecular function: mRNA binding; structural constituent of ribosome. The transcript is spliced from 3 exons. Gene Ontology annotation, cellular component: ribosome; cytosolic large ribosomal subunit. The coding region runs from base 1 to 378 and encodes 125 amino acids. The record is from RefSeq and is a predicted model, not a curated record.
AUGCUCACUGGCCUCUCUUCCGCCUACCCAUCUGCCCGUCCGUCCGUCACCCAUUCACUCACUCAGCCAUCUACGUGUUCGCACACCCAUCGGUCGAAGAACGACUUGUCAAAGCAGCUCACCGAGCUCAAGAAUGAGCUCCCGAACCUCCAGGUUCAGAGGCCUGCUGCAACACUGUCCGCAAGUCGAUUGCUCGGGUCACGAGACCUCCGCGAGUUCUACGAGGACAUGAAGUGUAAACCUCUUGACCUCCGCCCCAAGAAGACGCGGGCGAUCCAGCGGAUACUCACUCCUCACCAGAAGAAGCAAAAGACCCUCAAGCAACGGGACAAGAACAUCCACUUCCCGCUGAGGAAGUACGCGGUCAACGCAGCAUGA